This is a messenger RNA of Amaranthus tricolor (Joseph's coat), 768 nucleotides long. RefSeq lists its product as uncharacterized. The record is from RefSeq and is a predicted model, not a curated record. The transcript is spliced from 3 exons. Bases 1 to 768 code for a protein of 255 amino acids. Lineage: Eukaryota; Viridiplantae; Streptophyta; Magnoliopsida; Caryophyllales; Amaranthaceae.
AUGCACGAAAAGGAGGAUAGGAUAGAAAAGAGAGUGAGCUAUAAAGAAGCAAAGCGGGCGGCAAAAAAAGCGGUAACGGAGGCAAAAAAUCGUGGUUAUGAGGACUUGUAUCGGAAGCUUGAUACUAAAGAGGAGGAGAAGAAGAUUUUUAAGUUGGCAAGGACUAGGUCCAGGCAGCGGCAAGACUUGGAGACAGUGAAAUACAUCAAGGAUGAGGGAGGACGAGUUUUUCUGAGACAAGAGGACAUGAAAACCAGACGGCUCCCCUAUUUCUCUCAGCUACUCAAUGAGUCUGGGGGGCCAAAGGAGGCGGAUAAUCAAAUUUUUGACGUCCAAAGAUCAUUGGAAUACGGGUCAACAAGUGAUAUUACCACAGAAGAAGUAGGAGAAGCUCUCAAAAAGAUGGGGAGAACAAAGGCAGUGGGGCCAAAUAACAUCUCGAUCAAGGAUGAGGGAGGACGAGUUUUUCUGAGACAAGAGGACAUGAAAACCAGACGGCUCCCAUAUUUCUCUCAGCUACUCAAUGAGUCUGGGGGGCCAAAGAAGGCGGAUAAUCAAAUUUUUGACGUCCAAAGAUCACUGGAAUACGGGUCAACGAGUGAUAUUACCACAGAAGAAGUAGGAGAAUCUCUCAAAAAGAUGGGGAGAACAAAGGCAGUCGGGCUAGAUAACAUCUCGAUCAAGGAUAAUGGUGAUGAUGAGGAUGAUGUACCAGGGAGACCAACACAAGUCCUUUUCAUGAUUGGUAUUAGGAAAAAAACAAGAUAA